AUGGCUGAACGACCCCAGAUUGCCAUACUUGGAGCUGGCAUUUUCGUUAGAAAUUCAUAUAUUCCAAGAUUGGCUGAGAUCUCUGAUCUCUUUAUUCUUAAAGCCAUUUGGAGCCGCUCUCAGGAAUCGGCAAAAGGUGCUGUUGAGAUUGCUAAGAAGUUCUUUCCAGAGGUGGAAUGUAAGUGGGGUGAGGCAGGACUUGAUGACAUUAUUCAAAAUUCUUCUAUCAUUGGUGUGGCCGUCGUUCUUGCUGGACAAACUCAGGUGGAUAUGUCUCUGAGGCUGUUGAAGGCUGGAAAACAUGUCCUUCAAGAAAAACCUGCGGCAUCUUCAAUAAGCGAGGUUGAAACUGCAUUGUCAUCCUAUAAUUCCUUUGGCACCACCCUGCCUAGUCGACCUAUUUGGGCGAUUGCAGAAAAUUAUCGUUUUGAACCUGCUUUUUUGGAGAGCAAGAAAAUGAUGGCUGAAAUUGGAGAUGUGAUGAAUGUUCAAGUCAUUAUUGAAGGUUCCAUGAAUAGUUCAAAUCCUUACUUCUCAAGUUCUUGGAGACGUGACUUCACUGGGGGUUUUAUUCUAGAUAUGGGGGUACAUUUCAUUGCAGGAUUGAGAAUGAUGGUUGGAUGCGAGAUAACAUCAGUGUCAGCCAAUACGUCUCACAUAGAUACAACUUUGCCUCCUCCAGAUAUUAUCUCCUCAACUAUUCAACUGGAGAAUGGGUGUUCAGGUGUUUUCGUGAUGGUGGUAUCAUCAAGAUCUCCCAAGGUACUCUGGCGAGUUGUGGGCUUAAAAGGAACAAUACAGGUUGAACGAGGAAACAAAGAAGGGAAGCAUGGUUACUCGGUUGCUCUUUUUACUGCUGGUGGGCAAAGCAACAGCUGGUUCUACCCAUUUUGUGGUGUGACUGAAGAGCUCAAGACUUUUCUAUCUGAUAUUUCAACAGUAACGCUUAAGAAAAAUCAAAGCUACCAAGCUGAGCCACGCCUCUCGUACCUUGAAGGUGCCCGGGAUAUUGCUGUUUUAGAUGCAAUGCUUGAAUCUGGAAAGAGACAAGGAGCACCGGUCCAAGUGAAAAGGUUUUAG
Messenger RNA from Fraxinus pennsylvanica, 1080 nucleotides. The record is from the annotation of a GenBank genome assembly. Lineage: Eukaryota; Viridiplantae; Streptophyta; Magnoliopsida; Lamiales; Oleaceae.